Sphaerodactylus townsendi is the source of this 1455-nucleotide messenger RNA. RefSeq names its product hyaluronidase-like. Gene Ontology annotation, biological process: carbohydrate metabolic process; hyaluronan catabolic process. The record is from RefSeq and is a predicted model, not a curated record. NCBI's taxonomy places the organism in Eukaryota, Metazoa, Chordata, Lepidosauria, Squamata, Sphaerodactylidae. The coding region runs from base 1 to 1455 and encodes 484 amino acids. The transcript has a single exon. Gene Ontology annotation, molecular function: hyalurononglucosaminidase activity.
AUGCAGACUUCAGCACACUUCAGGCUACACAGGUCUUUCUGUUGCCACACUGUCCUGCUGCUGCUUUGGCUGUGCCCUGACCUGCUUGCUGCCAGUCAUCAGCUGAAACCGUCCCUGCCACCACUUGUGGCAAGUAGCCCUUUUCUGGUGGUUUGGAAUGCACCGACGGCUCGAUGUUCAGCCGCCCACGGUGUGCCACUCUACUUGGACUCCUACAACAUCCUGGUGAAUUCUCAGGAAGCCUUUGCGGGGGGAAACAUCACCAUCUUCUACCAUAACCAGCUGGGCCUGUAUCCCUACUAUGUGAACUCAGUUGUGACACCCACUGCUGUCAACGGUGGCUGCCCUCAGAACGCCAGCCUGGAAAAACACCUGCAGAAGAUGCGAGUGGACAUUGCUAAGGCCAUGCCUUUCAACACUUUCUCAGACCUCUCUGUGAUCGACUGGGAGGACUGGAGGCCCCAGUGGAUACGAAACUGGGGCAGUAAGAAGGUCUACCGGAAUAUGUCUUUCCAGCUUGAUAAGCAAAGGUACCCGGGCCUGUCUGAGGGAGAAAUACAAAAGAAGGCCAAGUUGGAAUUUGAGACAGCUGCAAAAGAGUUCAUGUCCGAGACUCUCCACCUAGCAGAGUCUUUGCGCCCCAAUGGAUUGUGGGGCUAUUACCUCUUUCCAGAGUGCUAUAACUAUGACUACCUGAAAGACUUUAAUAACUUCACUGGGAACUGCCCUUCACUGGAGAAGCAGCGUAACAACAAUCUGAAGUGGCUUUGGGAGCGGACCAGAGCUCUCUUCCCUUCAAUUUACAUGGAGGAAGUGUUAAGAAGCUCCGUUCAAGGGAAGAAGUUUGUGCAGGGCAAAGUGGGUGAAGCUCUGCGGGUGGCUGUGCUGAAUUCCCACAACUACUCCGUCCCCAUCUUUGCAUAUGCCCGGCCAUUCUACACCUACACAAUGAAGGAGCUAACUCAAACGGAUUUGGCGUACACAAUAGGGCAGGCUGCCGCCAUGGGAGUCCACGGAGUUGUACUCUGGGGAGGCGCUGAUUAUUCUCGUGACCGGGCUACUUGCUCGAAGUUGCAAGACUACCUGAGGAGCACCUUAGGCCCAUACAUAGUCAAUGUGACCCUGGCAACCAAACUUUGCAGCCAGCUGUUCUGCAAUAACAAUGGCCGCUGCAUUCGCAGAAGGAUGGUCUCUGAUACCUACCUGCACCUCAAUCCCCAGUCCUUCCAGAUCCGAGCAGACACAGGUGGCAAUCAGAUCCGGGUGUCAGUGACGGGGAUCUUAACGGAUCAGCAGAAGUACAAGAUGGGGCAAGAGUUCACCUGCCACUGCUACCAAGGCUGGGAGGGUGACGACUGCCAUCCCCAUCCUCAGGGGAGGGGCUUAAGUUUACAGACAGGGCCCUGGUGCAUCACUGGGGCAGUUCUAUUGGCACUGUCAGUAUGGCUUUUGUGA